Mercenaria mercenaria is the source of this 640-nucleotide messenger RNA. Its product is annotated as tomoregulin-2-like. NCBI's taxonomy places the organism in Eukaryota, Metazoa, Mollusca, Bivalvia, Venerida, Veneridae. The transcript has 4 exons. Bases 101 to 604 code for a protein of 167 amino acids. The record is from RefSeq and is a predicted model, not a curated record. Gene Ontology annotation, molecular function: protein binding.
CACGACAUACUUUGAUAAGCACGAUUAUUAAUACAUUUAUCUUAUUUUAUGCUGUUCCAGUUCCUUUUUUGUAAGAUCUGUAAAGAGUAAAGAAAUAAUUAUGUUCGGAUAUUUGUUUCUGGUAGCCUCUGGGGUUGCAGUCGCAAGCGGCCAAUUUUUGAACUGCAACUGGGUCAACAAACUUGACUGUGUGACCUAUGCAGCUGGAGUGAUAUGUGCAAGUAAUGGUCAAGAUUAUUCCAAUCGUUGCUACUUAGCUAAAGCUCAAUGCGCAGACAGUACAUUGCGAACAGUGAGUGAAGGGACAUGUGCAUCUAGUGGCAUUACCAAACCUCCAAGUAAUGCACCUAUUGUUACUUCCGGCGCCGUUGUCACUGCCGGGGCAACGAAACCAGCAGGUCCGACAACAACCCGAGAACCAGUGUUUGUUAAUCACAACCAGCUUUUAGACUUCUUCUGCCUGGAACUGAUGCACGAGACAUGUCCGACAGAUACUGAAAAAGUCUGUGGAACCGACGGGGUUACUUACGCAAACUUCUGUGAAUACGAAAAACAAAGAUGUGGACAUCGUGAUCUACAAGUGAAAAACUUUGGUGAUUGUUGAAAUGUUUUCUUGAAUAAAUAAAUGACUAUUAAACUA